AUGGCGAGCAAUAAUCCUACGCAAAUUUUCGCUGACGAUGUGGUGGAGGAGAAGGGAGAGAAUGCUCGUCUCUCCGCUUUUGUCGGUGCUAUUGCUGUGGGAGACUUGGUGAAGUCAACCUUAGGUCCUAAGGGCAUGGACAAAAUAUUGCAAUCUGCAUCCACCGGAGAAAUUUUGGUUACCAACGAUGGAGCUACCAUUUUGAAGUCAAUCGCACUCGACAAUGCCGCCGCCAAGGUCCUUGUCAACAUCUCUAAAGUUCAAGACGAUGAAGUCGGUGAUGGAACUACCUCCGUGACAGUCCUCGCAGCCGAGUUACUCAGACAAGCCGAGAUCCUCGUGGACAAAAAGAUUCACCCCCAGACCAUCAUCGACGGAUACCGGAUAGCCAGCAAAGCCGCACUUGCCGCUCUCGAAAAGUCCGCCGUUGACCGCAGUAACGAUCCUAUUGCUUUCCGCAAAGAUUUGCACGCCAUCGCCCGCACGACGCUCAGUUCCAAGGUUCUUGCUCAGGACCGCGAGCACUUUGCUACCCUCGCUUGUGACGCCGUGCUUCGAUUGAAGGGAUCAACCGAUCUCAGUCAUAUCCAGAUCAUCAAGAAGGCGGGUGGCAAGCUUUCAGACUCUUACUUGGAUGAGGGUUUCAUUCUCGACAAGAAGUUUGGCGUUAACCAGCCCAAGCGCGUGGAGAAUGCGAAGAUUUUGGUCGCCAACACGGCUAUGGACACAGAUAAGAUUAAGAUUUUCGGUGCUCGUGUGAAGGUCGACAGCACCGGCAAGCUUGCCGACUUAGAAAAGGCCGAGCGGGAAAAGAUGCGCCAAAAGGUUGAGAAGAUCAAGUCACAUGGCAUCAAUUGCUUUGUCAACCGACAGCUUAUCUACAACUGGCCAGAGCAACUUUUCAGCGAAGCCGGAAUUGCCAGUAUCGAACAUGCAGAUUUCGAUGGUGUUGAGCGACUAGCACUCGUUACCGGAGCAGAGAUUGCAUCGACAUUUGACAACCCAGACCAAGUUCAGCUUGGUCAUGCCGACUUGAUUGAGGAAAUUAUCAUUGGAGAAGACACAUUGCUCCGAUUUUCCGGAGUUGCCAAGGGCGAAGCUUGCACCAUUGUUUUGCGUGGAUCUACCGAACAGCUCCUUGAUGAAGCAGAACGUUCUCUUCACGAUGCUCUUGCCGUUCUUUCCCAGACUGUCAAAGAGCCCAAGGUUACUCUUGGUGGUGGAUGUGCUGAGAUGACCAUGAGCUUGGCUGUUGAGCAGGCUGCUCAGAACACGACAGGAAAGAAACAACUUGCUGUUGAUGCCUUUGCUCUCGCACUCCGACAACUCCCCACCAUCCUCGCCGACAACGCUGGUCUCGACAGCUCCGAUCUCGUUGCCCGCCUCCGACAAGCCAUCAGCAAAGGCAUGGCCAGCUCUGGCUUGGAUCUGUUCGAGAAUAAGAUUAGCAACAUGGCCGAACUCGGUGUUGUGGAAGCAUACAAACUCAAGAGAGCCGUUGUCAGCUCUGCCUCUGAAGCCGCAGAGUUGUUGUUGCGCGUGGACAACAUUAUCCGUGCUGCUCCCCGGCGGCGUGAGCGUAUGUAA
Messenger RNA from Talaromyces marneffei, 1587 nucleotides. RefSeq lists its product as uncharacterized. Gene Ontology annotation, biological process: protein folding. Gene Ontology annotation, cellular component: chaperonin-containing T-complex; cytosol. The coding region runs from base 1 to 1587 and encodes 528 amino acids. The record is from RefSeq and is a predicted model, not a curated record. NCBI's taxonomy places the organism in Eukaryota, Fungi, Ascomycota, Eurotiomycetes, Eurotiales, Trichocomaceae. The transcript has 8 exons. Gene Ontology annotation, molecular function: ATP binding; ATP hydrolysis activity; ATP-dependent protein folding chaperone.